Acinonyx jubatus (cheetah) is the source of this 2382-nucleotide messenger RNA. RefSeq names its product solute carrier family 43 member 1 (gene SLC43A1). Gene Ontology annotation, biological process: neutral amino acid transport; transmembrane transport. NCBI's taxonomy places the organism in Eukaryota, Metazoa, Chordata, Mammalia, Carnivora, Felidae. The transcript has 16 exons. Bases 742 to 2199 code for a protein of 485 amino acids. Gene Ontology annotation, molecular function: neutral L-amino acid transmembrane transporter activity; L-amino acid transmembrane transporter activity. The record is from RefSeq and is a predicted model, not a curated record.
AGCAGGCGUACCGGAGGCGCUGGUGGAUGGCGUGCACCGCGAUGCUGGAGAACCUCUUCUUCUCUGCCGUGCUCCUCGGUUGGGGCUCCCUGCUGAUCAUGCUCCAGAAGGAGGGCUUCUACUCCAUCCUGUGCUCAGAUCAGGAGAUCAGGUUUGGCCCGGCCGUGAAUAAAAUCUUGCCUCGCUUCUAUUCGGCGUCUGGUGUUUCAUUUGGAGGUCCCACCGAGAUUCUAUGACCACCCGAAAUUCGGAGGCUGAAGCGGAACAGCUAGGGGAGAGCUCCCGAGAGACGUUCCUCGGCCCCGGCCUUCCGUUCUCAGACCUGGCUUAAGCAAGUCCUUGCAGGCUCUACAAAGUACAUUUCCAGCCAUCUGUAACCUAGUAAAAGAAAGCCGGAAGGAACCGCCCUCUGCAGUCGAACCAUCAGACCAAGGACUCGGACCUGGAGAUUGGAUCUGGAUGCAACGUCACACCUCCCAAAUUGAGAGGCACGCUGGGUUGGGCCCUAUCCAAUCAUCCUGUCCACCCCAUCCGCUGUGAAAGUUGCCGGCCGGAGCCACUGGAUCCAUCGUUCUCAAAUUAAAGCGGCACACCCCGACCACAUUCCUCUACAGUGGACUGUCAAACGGACCGAAAAUCCUUUGAAGGUCCGGCUGGUAAAAGAAUCCGCUGGCUGAGAACGCCACCAACACCACCCAGGAUGAGCAGCGGGAGUGGCUGAGCUGUGACCACCAGGAAGAGAUGCUCAACCUGGGCUUCACCAUCGGCUCCUUCGUGCUCAGCGCCACGACCCUGCCGCUGGGGAUCCUCAUGGACCGCUUUGGCCCCCGGCCCACGCGGCUGGUUGGCAGUGCCAGCUUCGCCGCGUCCUGCGCCCUCAUGGCCCUGGCCUCUCGGGACACCAGAGUUCUGUCUCCGUUGAUAUUCCUGGCGCUGUCCCUGAAUGGCUUUGGUGGCAUCUGCUUAACGUUCUCUUCACUCACGCUGCCCAACAUGUUUGGGAACCUACGAUCUACGUUCAUGGCCCUCAUGAUCGGCUCCUACGCCUCUUCUGCCAUCACAUUCCCGGGAAUCAAGCUGAUCUAUGACGCUGGCGUGUCCUUCAUGGUCAUCAUGUUCACGUGGUCGGGCCUGGCCUGCCUCAUCUUUCUGAACUGUGCUCUCAACUGGCCCAGCGAAGCCUUUCCUGCUCCUGAGGAAGUCAGCUAUACGAAGAAGAUCAAGCUCAGCGGACUGGCCCUUGAUCACAAGGUGACAGGUGACCGCUUCUACACCCAUGUGACCAUUGUGGGCCAGCGGCUGAGCCAGAAGGCCCCCAGCCUGGAGGACGGGGCUGAAGUCUUCAUCUCAUCCCAGGAUGUUCGUGGCAUCUCAGAAAGCCCUCCUGAGAAGUCUGUCCCCUUCCGCCAGAGCCUCUGUUCCCCCAUUUUCCUGUGGAGCCUUCUCACCAUGGGCAUGACCCAGCUGAGAGUCAUCUUCUACAUGGCCGCCAUGAACAAGAUGCUGGAGUACCUCGUGACUGGUGGUCAGGAGCAUGAGACGGACAUCCUGAGAAAAAGGGCGGCAGAGACAGUUGGGUUCUACUCCUCCAUCUUUGGGGCCAUGCAGCUGUUGUGCCUUCUCACCUGCCCCCUCAUUGGCUACAUCAUGGACUGGCGGAUCAAGGACUGUGUGGACGCCCCCACUGAGGGCAGUGCCCUCGGAAACACCAGGGAUGGGGUCGCCACCAAGUCGGCCAGACCGCGCUACCGCAAGAUCCAGAAGAUCACCAAUGCCAUCAACGCCUUCACCCUGACCAACUUUCUGCUGGUGGGGUUUGGCGUCACCUGCCUCAUCAAUAGCUUACACCUCCAGUACGUGACCUUUAUCCUGCACACCGUGGUUCGAGGUUUCUUCCACUCAGCCUGUGGGAGCCUCUACGCUGCAGUGUUCCCGUCCAACCACUUUGGGACGCUGACGGGUCUGCAGUCCCUCAUCAGUGCUGUGUUUGCCCUGCUCCAGCAGCCGCUUUUCAUGGCCAUGGUGGGACCCUUGAAAGGAGAGCCCUUCUGGGUGAAUCUGGGCCUCCUGUUAUUCUCACUCCUGGGAUUCCUGCUGCCUUCUUACCUCUUCUACUACCGUGCCCAGCUCCAGAGGGAGUACGCCACCGACUGGGAGGGCCCAAAGAAGGUGCUUGGAAGCUCCGAGGUGACUGCCUAGAUCCCUGCAGCCAAGGGACCCGGAUGACAGGCCAAGGCCUGAGCUACCAAAGGGAAUGCCUUGCCGGAGUCUGGCUCCAGCGGGCCCAGAGGUUCCCGAAGGAUGAACGGCGUCGGCGAAAAAGUGAAAAUAAAACAAAACUAGAAUAAAAAACUAAAAUAAAAACGGACACAGACAACAGCA